AUGAUGGGUGCCACUGGUCUUAAAGGGGCUGGUAUGGCCACUGCCAUUGCCCGGCAACGACUCACUGCUUUGCCUCGGUCUUCGCGAUUGAUGUCUACUUUCCGCACUCAGCGCGUGCGCCUGCCCGGAUCACCGAGUCAAUUCACAUCAGGCCUCUCCGCUAAUGCAUCUCGGUGGGCAACACCGGCUGUUGCUGGCCCGCCCGCCGUCCGUUUCAACUCUACUACUUCCGAUUCCCUUGCGCUUUCGGGCCAGGCACCCGGCGAACUGCCGAACGUCGAGGACCUCUCUGCGAUCGAUAUUGCUAGCAUUCCCGAGCACAUUGGAUACCUGAAGAACCUUGGGUUAGAUUAUGGCUGGGGUGUGUCAUCACUGAUGGAGUGGACUCUUGAGCACAUUCACAUGUGGACUGGCAUGCCUUGGUGGGCCAGUAUUGUCAGUUGUGGUCUUUUGAUUCGUUUGGCGCUAUUGAAGCCGAUGCUUGAUGCCUCCGACAAUGGAGCCAAGUUGCAUAACCUCAAGCCCAUUACCAAUCCACUCCGGCAGAAGAUGUUAGCGGCCGCGAAGGCCAAUAAUCAGAUCGAGGUCCAGCGCGCGAGAGCUGAAAUCAAGCAGAUCAAUGUCAAUAACGGUGUCAACCUAUACAAGAGCUUUAUUCCUAUGCUCCAAGCUCCACUGGGUUUUGGAAUGUUCCGAGUUAUCCGCGGCAUGACCGGUCUCCCCGUGCCGGCCUUGUUAAAUGAGCAGGUCCUGUGGCUGACUGACUUGACUAUGGCCGACCCAUACAUGAUUCUCCCUAUCGUCAGUUCAUUCUGCUUGUACAAGACUUUCAAGAAAGGAGGUGAGGCUGGUCUCACUGAGCUCAUGAGCGGACCCGCAGGCAAGGGUCUUCUCUACGGUCUCCCAAUGCUUACCCUGGCUUUCACUGCCUUCAUGCCAAGUGCUCUCCAGCUGUACUUUGUUGCUACCGGUAUCUGGGCUGUUGGCCAAGCCCACAUUGUGCACAACUCGGCAUUCCGCCGCUGGAUGAAGAUGGAAAUCCCUCAAUCGGUUGGUGAAACCGAGAGAAUGGACGAUAGCUUGUCACAGCUGACUCGUCGUCUGCAAGAAGAUCAGCAGCGAAGGCUCCGCCAGGCCCAGGCCCAGUACCUAGAGGCCGAAGUCGAUCCCUCCAAGAUGAGCGCCAUUGACCGGUGGAUGAAGGGUGGCAAGGAUUAUUUUAAGGAGCUUCGGGAACAGAUCUCCAAGGGUGCCAAGAACGUCGCCGGCUCUGGUGGUCCGGAGACAAACGCUGAUGGCUCCCCUGCCGCGGCACCGCGUCUUACUGAGAACCAGCGCAAGAGGGCGACAAAGGAAGAGGAGGAACAAAGUGCUUGGGAAAAGGAGGAGCGUCAGCGCCGUAAUGAAGAACGUCGUUUAGCUCAUCAGCAGGCGCUUGAGAACGAGAGAGAGCGUGCGAAGAGCUCUAUGCGAAGACAUCAGCAGGCUGCUCAACGACGGAACUGA
Molecule: messenger RNA, 1506 nt
Organism: Penicillium longicatenatum
Lineage: Eukaryota; Fungi; Ascomycota; Eurotiomycetes; Eurotiales; Aspergillaceae
Product: membrane insertase OXA1
Exons: 3
Coding region: 1-1506 (501 amino acids)
Biological process (GO): protein insertion into mitochondrial inner membrane from matrix; mitochondrial respiratory chain complex IV assembly
Cellular component (GO): mitochondrial inner membrane
Molecular function (GO): membrane insertase activity
Source: RefSeq, a predicted model, not a curated record